UGUGUAUCGGCCUGGCGGGCUUUCGAUCCCUCCACCUAUUUCUGAGCCAUUAGCCCGUUGUGUCGGAGCUCCUGUCGGAUGAUGGGCUUCAUCUUACGACCUCUUACAAUUACCCACGUAUGCUGGACAUUGGACGGGAAUUCCACGGCUUUGCCUGCAGAGUCCCUGUUUGACAAAGCGGAUUUGGAUUAUUUGGACGCUUUAUUCUGUUGACUGGAUUUGGCUUUGCCCUACCCUGAUUCCAAUCUAAGGCUACCCUCCGCAAAUAUUCCCUUGGAGAAUGUUUGCGAAGAUAAGACUCUGCGGAUUUUGCAGAGGUCGUCAUGUCCUGUGCCAUGUUAACGGCAAGCCGUGAACAACAAGGCCGCAGAUACAAUGUGCUCGGAAAUAGUGCAGACACUAAAAGAUCGCCUAGGCUGGACCUAGACCUCCUUUUGAGCAUCCGCCGAAGACUCGAUGAAGCCGCAGAAACCCAUCGGAAACUGGUCACUGAAAGAGAGAAAUUACUCAUCCACCGGGAAAAUGUGAGAUCCGCUGCGACGAAAGUACGUAGCCGAAGGAUUGGGGCUGGAAACGCCGAAGCCGACUUCAUGAACCUCCUCCGCGGAUUUACCAACCAGUUUGGACAUCUCUUCACGUCCCACCUCAUUACUGCUUAUCAGAAAGUUCAAGAAGCGCGAGAUGCGUUGGGAACGGUCGAAGAAGAUUACCUGUGUGCCGAACGCUCACUGGGAGGUUUCGAGUGGACAUUCAUUGACAAGGAGAAUGACUUCUACCAGUACGAACUCCAGGAUCUUUUCUCGGAUGAAUUCUUGGACCAAUAUUCCCACAUCAAUGCAGAAGAACCCCGUCUACCACCAGGGCCAGUACUAGAUACCGUCCCUUCUUCUACUGUUGUCAGGUUGGAACUCCAAGCAGCCUUGGCUAAGCUCAACCAGCUAAGAACGCAGUUUAAUGCGCUUCGACCGCAACAAGCCAGAUACCUCGAAGAAAAGAGGGCUCAGAAACGGCAUAAAAACAAUAAUUUAACUAGGACAACAGACACAGAAUUUGUGACCAGAUACAGCGCCUUCCUGGCUGAAAUCUCGGACCAAGAAGUCAAGGCUCAACAUUUAAAACUUACUCUUAUGCAGCACGAGGCCUCGGAAUCAGUAAUUGCCCGCCGAAGUUCUGAUCCUUGCCCUUUCGACGGACGGGAAAUGUCAUUCGAUAUCGUAAGAAGAGCUCAGACGGACGGAGCUGUUUCAACUCUGUUGGAGAAUGCUGCCUUCCAGCACCGCACUCACGAGUGGAUAUUAGAAAGACUCAAAGGCGACCCGUUAGAGAAGACAAUAUAUCUCAAUAUACUCGCCCAAUUCGGAGUUCCCCAUACCGAGCAUGAAUCUUGGGAAGACCGCGCUACUCAAUACUGGCCACACGACAUGAGCGAACAACCACUGCAGACAAUCAAAGAGCCGUUUUCGGUAAGCCACCACACGAUCCAGUCUCCAAACCAAAACACUUCCCAAAGUUCUCAGUGGCAAUAUCCAAGCGACAACUUCCCCUCUACCCCACGGAAGCCUAAACUUAGGCUGAAUUUCGAGGACAAUUUCAACUAUGCACCGGCACCGUCUUUAGAAUACGAUGAGCCUCAGGAGCAGAUUAGGAUGCAGGUCCCGCCAUUACCCCUUCCUGGAGAGCUCCGUUCACAACAACACCUAAAGUCAAUUACAGACAAAAGCAGUAAAAUCCCAGCGUUAAGAAUCGUUCCCACUGAUGCCCAAGACGUAGCUCCGGAUCCUAAAUCUCCUACCUCAUCACCUUUGGGCACGAAUCGUAUUCUUUGAACUAUACCUUUAAACAUGGCGAAUAUUUUGGGCUUUCAAUCUCCUCUAGCACGGUAUGAUGGCGCCCAGGUCUCAGAAGCCUCCGAGAAUGAGGGGUCCCCCCACGUCCGCUCCCAAAGGCUUUUUCCAUCGGUGGGGCAGAGGGAAACUCCAGCCAGACCGGAGAACUCUAUGGGACCUACUACUAAUACAGAAUUUGGCCAAAGUCUUUCAGACCCGCAUUCUCGAAAGAGCCUCACCACUGAGCCUAGACCAUUCGUUCCCAACGCUCUAUUUACUACCCCUAAGCCAGAUCACCAUGCCCCACGGAUUGAAUUGAGGCCUCCUUACUCGGCUCC
Molecule: messenger RNA, 2164 nt
Organism: Lindgomyces ingoldianus
Lineage: Eukaryota; Fungi; Ascomycota; Dothideomycetes; Pleosporales; Lindgomycetaceae
Exons: 1
Coding region: 324-1826 (500 amino acids)
Source: RefSeq, a predicted model, not a curated record